CAAUUGCUUGCUUGGCUGAUUUUUCACACCUUGUUCAUCCCCUCUGUACACGACAAACCACUUUUUGUGUUUGGCUCGGGGACAUUCGCUGGUCAUUGCAAUUUUUUAUUUAUUAUUGCUUUUAUAUUUUCCUUCAAGGACGCUAGACACGGUAGAACAUUGCUGUCGUUUCAAUUUCCUAUGUCCUUAUCGGUCGUUCAAUUCCCCAACGGUCACAAUUAGAACUAGUGCUGUGCUGCAACGCUGCGGCUUUCCCCGCCGACCGGUCUUAUCAAUCCGAGCUCUCCAUUCCGAUCCUCUCCAACAACCUUGGACCUGCGCAUCAAGAGAUCAAGUCACACAUUUAAUCUGCCCGACGACGUUCCCGCGGGUUAGCAAAAAUCACCCCAGAGCUAGUCAAGCAUUCCAGCCUGAUCCUAAACGGACGGAACAGAACGACAGACGGACAGGCUUUGCUUGGUGUGCCUCGAAGUGGCCAUCGCCGAUAUCGCCAAAAUGUCGCACACAGGCCGGGACUCACCCUCCCAAAUGCCACCGCUGGGCUCCUCACCCUCUGGCUCCUUUCGAGGCAGAUCACUUAGUACCUCGGUUCCGCGCGCCGAUGUCACCGCUCGUCUUGCUUCGCCGCUGCCCUCGCAGUUCGGUUCGCCCUCGGCUGCUCUUCUCGCAUCCUCAUCGCCGAGACCCCACGCCUAUCGUCAAGCCUCGGAAUCUGGCUCCCUCACCCCUCUUGCGGGCGCCAGCGCCACUGCCCCCGGCCCGGGGAUUAGCGCCCUCGCUGCCGCACUCUCCAACACCAUUGGUACAUCGCCUCCGCGCUUCGGUACUCCUCCGGUGCGAUCACAAUCCCCGGCGGCUUCCUCAGCUGCCGCGCCUAUUCUUGGCUCGACGCCGCCCGGAAACUAUGGAUCUUUCGAUGCACGGGCCCGGCUCCUCCAAUCUGAUAGCUCACAACGCGACGAUGACGAGGCGGUGGCGGAAAUUGUGAGGAGGCAUCUGGUACAGCCGACCGAUAGCUCGGAAGGACCCGACGAUUCUUCCAAGGGGAAGCAAGUUGUUGACGGUUCGGGCUCAGGGCUUGAUGAUGAAUUCUCCAGCUUGAAACUACAGGGAGGUGAUAUCACUCGGCCCAUUUACAGGUGGACAGAAGAUGCUACAAAUCGAGAGCGCAUUCAGCGGAGCAAGAGCUUUAGUAUGCCUCGCCCCGACCCUGAACAUGAGGUUCUCGAUAUAAAUAACAUCAAAGUCCCUGGCGGCUUCCGGCGUAACUUCCUGCGUCGGGCGGCUAGGAGUCCCUCUGCGAACCCCAGCUCGAUGGAGGGGGGGCGUGCGACACAGGAGCCUCCAUUGGUCACUUCCAACUUCCUCGAAUUUCUUUCGAUAUAUGGCCACUUUGCCGGAGAGGAGCUCGAGGAGGAUGACGAAGUCUUGGGUCCCGGCGAGUACUUUUCCAGCGGAGAGGACGACGAGGAUGUUUACACGGCUGGCGAAGGAUCAGAUGAUGAUCGCGACCCGAUGGAAGACAGUGCGCUGUUGACCCCUGGCAGGCGUAGGCGGAGGAGAAAGCACCGCGGUGGCAGCGGCAAAGCAACUCCUCUCAACGCAGCGAUGGUUCUCCUCAAGUCCUUCGUGGGCACUGGAGUUCUUUUCUUGCCCAGGGCGUACCUGAACGGUGGCAUGAUCUUCAGCAACUUGGUACUGCUUUUCGUGGCUGCCCUUAGCUACUAUUGCUUUGUGCUCCUAGUCAACACUCGUCUCAAGGUUAACGGUUCUUUUGGCGACAUCGGUGGAAUUCUCUAUGGCAAGUGGAUGAGGUUACUGAUCUUGACGUCCAUCGUCAUCAGCCAGGUCGGGUUCGUCGCUGCUUACAUUGUUUUCACGUCCGAAAACUUGAAGGCUUUCAUUCUUGCUGUGACAGAUUGCCGAACCUCGAUCGACGUCGGAUACCUCAUCCUCUUGCAGAUGGUCAUAUUCUUGCCAUUUUCUUUGUUCCGAGACAUCAAUAAGCUGGCCUUUACUGCGCUCAUCGCCGAUGCUUUUAUCGUCAUCGGCCUGGCAUACCUCUUCUACUUCGACGUACUUACACUCAGCACUAACGGAUUGGCUGACAUCAUUUAUUUCAACCAAAAAGACUGGACCCUGUUCAUCGGCACAGCCAUCUUUACUUUUGAGGGCAUUGGUCUGAUCAUCCCCAUUCAGGAGUCGAUGAAAGACCCUAAAAAGUUUCCCAAAGUUAUGGCUGUGAUCAUGGUCAUUAUUACCACUCUAUUUACGGUCAUGGGCGCCGUCUCGUAUGCUGCAUACGGCUCCAAGACGGAGACGGUUGUCCUGCUGAACCUUCCACAGGAUGAUAAGAUGGUCAACGUCGUCCAGUUCUUAUACUCGUUGGCCAUUCUUUUGUCCACACCGUUGCAAAUAUUCCCCGCUAUCAGGAUUACCGAAAAUGGCUUGUUCACUCGCAGUGGCAAGUACAACCCCUACAUCAAGUGGCAGAAGAACAUAUAUCGAUUCUGCGUGGUCGCUGGGUGUGCUGCGCUGGCUUGGGGUGGUGCCGACAACCUUGACAAGUUUGUUGCUUUGGUUGGAAACUUUGCGUGCAUCCCGCUCGUUUAUAUUUACCCGCCUCUCUUGCAUUAUCGUGCCGUGGCCAAGAGCAACCUGAAGAGGUGGUCUGACCUGGGGCUCUGCGUGUUCGGCUUCAUUGCCAUGGCAUACACAACAAGUCUGACGGUCAUGGCUUGGGCGGACAGUUCCAGUGAGCCUAAGCCUCCGUCAUACUGUGAUUCCAAGGGACAUUAGGCGCUGUCAGGCAUGACAGACACGAACGGCAUACGAGGGGCCAUUCCGCUUGGGGAACCUUGGGAUUUGUGCUCUCAUAUGUCCGCUGCAUAUUCGGUCUGGAAGACCGAAACUAACCUGCAUUUUAUUGGUGUCUGGAUUUUGAGAGAAUGAAAGGGGGCAAGCUAAGCGCGCGCGAGGGGCCCAGGGCCUGCCAGAGUUUACAGCGAAGGUACAUUAGGGUUUAAGCUACAUUCCAUGAGUUUUUGUGUAUAGAUAGCAUCUUCAGAGACAAACCAGAGCUCGAUACAGAGCUCUUGGGUCUGUGCAAGUUCCGGCCAAGAUGGGCGCCGCAACCUGACACAAUGUCGAAGCGAGUUUGGGUAGUUUUGGAAAUACAUCAUAGGCUCUUUAUGUAACUAACAUGUAUG
Molecule: messenger RNA, 3209 nt
Organism: Pyricularia grisea
Lineage: Eukaryota; Fungi; Ascomycota; Sordariomycetes; Magnaporthales; Pyriculariaceae
Exons: 2
Coding region: 496-2799 (767 amino acids)
Biological process (GO): amino acid transmembrane transport
Molecular function (GO): amino acid transmembrane transporter activity
Source: RefSeq, a predicted model, not a curated record